This is a messenger RNA of Psammomys obesus (fat sand rat), 3561 nucleotides long. It is a transcript of the gene Ano5, whose product is annotated as anoctamin 5. The record is from RefSeq and is a predicted model, not a curated record. NCBI's taxonomy places the organism in Eukaryota, Metazoa, Chordata, Mammalia, Rodentia, Muridae. Gene Ontology annotation, molecular function: protein dimerization activity; chloride channel activity. Gene Ontology annotation, cellular component: plasma membrane. The transcript is spliced from 21 exons. The coding region runs from base 258 to 2930 and encodes 890 amino acids. Gene Ontology annotation, biological process: chloride transmembrane transport.
UGUCGCUAGUGCCUCUGGUUCACCGGAGACCUCGAACGUCCCUGUUGCCUCCAAUAUCUCUGGCACCUCAGGUGUCCCUGGGUCUGGACACCUUAAGGACUUCAGAGUCGCUCCUGGGACAAAGGCGACCUACCAUCCGCUUCAGCCUCUGCCCCAACUCAUCUCGCCGCCCAUCACAGCGGUCCACUGGACCCUGCCUCUCUCUCUUCAGUGCUUUCAACGAGCUGGCAAAGCUGGGCGACCCGAAUCUGCUGGAGAUGGUGGAGGAGGAAGGCUUAAGAGCCAAAAGCUUGGACUAUUCUCUCCAAAGAAAUGAGAGCUUGAGCGCCAAGGAGACCAGCUUUCUCAUCAGCACAGAGUCAGAGGCACUGUUUCAAAAAAGGGAACAAAGCAAAGAUUCAGUCUUCUUCACAGAUGGAAUUAGACAGAUCGACUUUGUCCUUUCCUACGUGGAUGAUAUGAAGAAAGACUCAGAGCUAAAGGCAGAAAGAAGACGAGAGUUUGAACUAAAUCUCAGAAAAACAGGUCUUGAAUUGGAAAUCGAAGACAAACUGAACUCUGAAGACGGAAGGACCUAUUUUGUGAAGAUCCAUGCCCCAUGGGAGGUGCUAGUCACUUAUGCUGAAGUGCUAGGAAUCAAGAUGCCUAUUAAGUUGAGUGACAUCCCGAGGCCAAAGUACCCACCCCUAAGUUACAUGCUCGGGCCUGUGAAGCUCCCAGCCACUGUGAAAUAUCCUAAACCCGAGUAUUUCACUGCCCAGUUCAGCAGACACCGCCAGGAACUCUUCCUCAUUGAAGAUGAGGCCACUUUUUUUCCAUCCUCAGCGAGAAACAGAAUUGUUUACUAUAUUCUGUCACGAUGCCCUUUUGGAGAAGAAGAGGGGAAGAAAAAGAUUGGUAUUGAAAGACUGCUAAAUACGAAAACUUAUUCAUCUGCCUUCCCGCUCCAUGACGGCCAAUAUUGGAAGCCAUCAAAAACUUCUUACAUCAAUGAAAGGUACAUCCUUUGCAAGAACUGGGCUCGGUUUUCCUACUUUUACAAGGAGCAACCUUUUAAUUUGAUUCGGGAUUAUUAUGGAGAAAAAAUCGGUAUCUAUUUUGUGUUCCUCGGGUAUUACACAGAAAUGUUGUUGGUUGCAGCUGUGGUUGGCUUAGCCUGCUUCAUCUACGGCUUGUUAUCAAUGGAAACUAACCAAUCUAGCAUUGAAAUCUGCGACCCCAAAAUCGGAGGCCAGAUGAUCAUGUGCCCACUUUGUGAUGAAAUGUGUGAUUACUGGAGACUGAACACCACGUGUUUGCACUCAAAGUUCUCUCAUCUGUUUGAUAAUGAGUCAACCGUGUUCUUUGCAAUCUUCAUGGGGAUCUGGGUCACACUGUUUCUGGAGUUUUGGAAACAGCGACAAGCCAGGCUUGAGUACGAAUGGGAUCUGGUGGACUUUGAAGAAGAGCAUCAGCAGCUCCAGCUACGGCCCGAGUUCGAAGCUAUGUGUAAACAUAAGAAGAUGAAUUCUGUGACAAAGGAGAUGGAGCCACAUAUGCCUCUGUGCAAUCGCAUCCCAUGGUACUUUGUGUCGGGGACCACAGUGACCUUCUGGAUGGCUCUCCUCCUCAGCAGCAUGGUGUCCAUCAUCAUCUAUCGCCUGUCAGCCUUUGCCAGUUUCGCCAGCUUCAUGGAAAGUGAAGCCACCCUGCAGAGCGUGAAGAGCUUCUUCACCCCGCAGCUGGCCACCUCUCUCUCUGGAUCAUGCCUGAACUGCAUUGUCAUCUUGAUCUUGAAUUUUUUUUAUGAAAAGAUAUCUGCAUGGAUUACAAAAAUGGAAAUUCCUCGAACUUACCAGGAGUAUGAGACCAGCCUCACUCUGAAGAUGUUCCUUUUCCAGUUUGUGAAUUAUUACUCAGCUUGCUUCUAUGUGGCCUUCUUUAAAGGGAAGUUAGUGGGAUAUCCUGGGAAGUACACAUAUAUGUUUGGCAUAUGGAGAAGUGAAGAGUGUGAUCCUGCAGGGUGUCUGGUGGAACUGACAACCCAACUAACCAUCAUCAUGAUUGGGAAACAGAUCUUUGCAAACAUCCAGGAAGCCUGUCAACCCUUGAUUUUUAAUUGGUGGAGACGCCGAAGAGCCCGAACCCACUCUGAGAAACUGUACAGUCGUUGGGAGCAAGAUAAUGACCUUCAGGUUUUUGGGAGCCUUGGGCUGUUCUAUGAGUACUUGGAAACAGUUAUCCAGUUCGGCUUUGUCACACUCUUUGUGGCCUCUUUCCCCUUGGCACCCCUGUUUGCUCUCAUAAACAACAUUGUGGAGAUCCGAGUGGAUGCCUGGAAGCUCACAACUCAGUACAGGAGACCUGUCGCUGCAAAAGCUCACUCCAUAGGAAUCUGGCAAGACAUUCUUUCUGGAAUGGCCAUCCUUUCUGUCGCAACUAAUGCCUUCAUUGUCGCAUUCACAUCUGACAUCGUCCCCCGGCUAGUUUACUUCUACGCCUACUCCAAGAAUUCUACAGAGCCCUUUAACGGAUAUGUUGAUAACAGCCUGUCAGUGUUCCUGAUAGCUGACUUUCCAAAUUACACAGCACCCAUGGAGAAGAGGGACUUCAACACUUGCAGGUACAGAGAUUACAGGAACCCUCCCGAUCAUGAGGACAAAUAUGCCCCUAGCAUGCAGUUCUGGCAUGUCCUUGCUGCCAAAAUGACCUUCAUCAUAGUAAUGGAACAUGUCGUGUUUCUGUUCAAAUUUUUAUUGGCCUGGAUGAUACCGGAUGUUCCAAAAGAUGUUGCGGACAAAAUCAAACAAGAAAAGUUAAUGACUGUCAAGAUUAUUCAUGACUUUGAGCUCAAAAAGCUGAAAGAAGACUUGAAUUUUGAAUGUAAUGACUUCAGUACGGGUACUAAAGAAAAAGAAAGCAGACCCGUGAGCAGCAAAAUCUCAGUCUAACCCCACAUGAGUGGAGAAGCGGGGUACCCUUCUCUGUUCACUCUUGCCUCUGGGUUUUGGGCUGGAUGCUGGAAGCCAUGCAUCUACUUGUUUUUCUUUCCUUCUUUUAUUUUUAUUUCAGCGUAUUUAUGGACUUUAAUCAAGGCUGGCAGCGUGCUAUCGGAAGAAAACACAGGCAGGCAUAAUCCACUGGGCUUUCCCAGGGUCUGACUUUCUGGCGUUCUGUAAACAGUUGCAUGUGGGCCCAUGGAUUCAGAAUCAGGGGAAUCAUGGAGUGUUGCUGCUUAGAGUGAAACCCUGGCCUGGGGAGGAGCUGCUCUGUCACUUCCUGUGGCAACUGCACAUCUCUAUUGUCUUCUUUUGAGUGUCUUCUGUCUCCUUCCCAACAAGAAAAACAUUGUUUCAAAAAGAAAAUUAGCAAACAGCCCCACCAAGUCAUAAAACAUGCGCUGUUGCAAAAUGCACAAAAGAUAGCUGAAAUCAGAUAUCUGGGGAAGUCUCACCUAUUAACAGACACUGGGUAAAAAUCACAGCAGCAGUGUACCCUUGACAAUGUCAGGUGAGAGUUGGCUUAUGUCAGAAUCCUUUCCUGGUAAAGGUAAAAUUACUUUUUUCCAAGAGACAAAAUGAA